AUGAAAUAAAAAAAAGCUUAAGAUUGGGAUUGGAAUAAGAAGGGCACUCUUAUUUAUGGGACUAUUGUAAUAAUAACAUUUAAUUUAAGGAUUUUAAACCAUAACCCUUGGUUUUAGGGUUUGAUAUGGAUGAAACCUUGAUUAAAACUAAAACUGGAAAAAAGUUUGCAAAGGAUGCUAAUGAUUGGCAAUGGUGGAAUCCAAAAGUAAUUCCCACAAUUUAAGAAUACUCCAAAUAAGGAUACUCUAUAGUAAUAUUUACUAAUCAAAAUGGUAUAGAAAAGGGACACACAAAAGAAUCUGAUAUAAAAACAAAAAUUGAAUCUUUAUAAAAAGAACUUAAGAUACCUUUAGCUGCAUUCAUAGCUUCAAGUGAUGAUAAUUACAGAAAGCCUCGAGUAGGUAAUACUCUAAAAUUAAAAUUAGAUAUGUGGACAGAUUUCUAGGAAUUAACAGGAACUAAAGCAGACAUGAAAAAAAGUAUUUAUUGUGGAGAUGCUGCAGGAAGAGUUAAAGGGAAAAUAAAAGACUUUACAGAUACAGAUUUGUAUAUAUUAUUAUAUGAUUAUUUAAGGAAAUUUGCAUUAAAUUUAGGUUUGAUAUUUAAGACUCCAGAACAAUUAUUUUUAAAGGAGGAUGUUGAUGAAGAUUAUUCAAAAUCACUUGGAUUUAAUCCUAAGAGUAUUCCUAAAGAUGGAUUCUUAUUUAAGGAAUAAAAUGUUAACAAAUUUACAAAACCUGACAAACCAGAAAGUAAGUUUUAGUAAUAUUUUAAGUGAUCAUUAUGAUAGGAGCACCUGGAUCUGGUAAAUCAACAUUUGUUCAUAAUCAUUUAAAUGAAUAUACUAGAGUUAAUAGAGAUGCUUUAAAAACUAAAGAAAAAUGCCUUAAAGUUGCAGAAUAGGCAAUUUAAGAAAAGAAAUAUAUAGUAAUUGACAAUACCAAUCCAACAGUUGAAGAUAGAGCAGCAUUUAUUAAAUUAGCUAAAGAUAAUAAAUAUCCAGUUAGAGCCUUUUUCUUAAAUGUUUCUAAAGAUUUAUGUCUACAUAAUGAUACAUAAAGAGAUACUAAUAAUUUUAGAGAACACUUUUCAAAAAAAGUUGGAAAAAUGCCCAUUAACAUGAUCUAUUCAAAAAUAAAACCACCUACUUAAGAUGAAGGAUUUUCUGAAAUUCUUACUAUUAACUUUUUAGCUGGACCAUUUAAAAAUAAGGAUGAUGAAGAUGCUUUUUAUAGUUUUGUUCAUGGAAAAAAUUGA
Molecule: messenger RNA, 1258 nt
Organism: Paramecium pentaurelia
Lineage: Eukaryota; Ciliophora; Oligohymenophorea; Peniculida; Parameciidae
Source: the annotation of a GenBank genome assembly